ACCCGUCGAGUCCAGAUCCAAAAGACCACACUGCACACUCCACGGAGUAUUUCCAAAUCUUCUUCUCUAUUUUUUAUUUGAUUGAUUCUUUUUUCAUCCAUAAGCAACUUAUUUAUUCUUUUCAAUUUAUUAAAAACACUUUCACCCUAAUUCCUAAUCGAAUAUAUUCUCUUUUCAUUCCAUUAAUUUAUAUUUUUCUCUUUUCUUCACUGAUUUUUAAUUCAAUUUAAACCCAUUUCCUUCAACCAGUUCAAUUAUACAUUGCAGAUUGAGCAAUUUUGGAGGCUUUAAUUUUGCUUAUUCUCAGAGUCUGAAGGUCUACAAAGCGAAAUUUCAAAUUGGUAAAGAUGGAAUUGACUUUAACGCUUCCUGAUGAUUGGCACCUUCAUCUCCGUGAUGGAGACCUUCUCGCUGCAGUUGCUCCUUACAGUGCAAGGCAUUUUGGAAGGGCCAUUGUCAUGCCAAAUCUUAGACCUCCUAUUACUACUACAGCUGCUGCUAUUGCUUACCGAGAAUCUAUCAUGAAAGCAUUGCCUGCUAAUAGCGACUUCAAUCCUCUCAUGACACUUUAUUUGACGGAUAAUACUAGCCCUAAUGAGAUCAAGCUUGCCAAGAAAAGUGAGGUGGUUUAUGCUGUCAAAUUGUACCCUGCUGGUGCAACAACUAACUCACAGGAUGGUGUUACUGAUCUUUUUGGAAAGUGUUUUCCAGUGCUUCAAGAGAUGGCUGAGCAAAAUAUGCCACUUUUGGUUCACGGGGAGGUGACUGACCCUGAUGUAGAUAUUUUUGAUCGGGAAGAAAUUUUUAUCGAGAAAGUUUUAAGACCGUUAAUUCAAAAACUACCACGACUUAAGGUUGUUAUGGAGCAUAUCACUACAGCUGAUGCUGUCAAAUUUAUUGAGUCAUGCAAUGAUGGAACUAUAGCAGCAACUGUAACACCGCAGCACCUUGUGUUGAAUAGAAACUCUCUCUUUCAAGGAGGGCUUCAACCUCAUAACUAUUGUCUUCCGGUGCUCAAAAGAGAAAUUCACCGGCAGACAAUCCUUUCAGCAGUAACCAGUGGGAGUAAGAAAUAUUUUCUUGGCACUGAUAGUGCUCCUCAUGAACGGAAAACAAAAGAAUGUUCUUGUGGUUGUGCUGGAAUCUUCAAUUCUCCUGUUGCUCUAUCAUUGUAUGCCAAAGUAUUUGAAGAGGCUGGUGCCCUUGACAAGUUAGAGGCAUUUACAAGCUUUAAUGGCCCUGAUUUCUAUGGCCUUCCAAGGAAUACGUCGAGAAUUAAGCUUACAAAACAGCCAUGGAAAGUCCCGGAAAGUAUAUCUUUCCCAGCCGGAGAAAUCGUUCCUAUGCUUGCAGGACAAAUGCUCGACUGGAAUCCGUCUUUUUGAUAGAGUCCUUAUUCACUACCUCAAGAUCAACUACUUCAUGCUGAACAAAGGAUGUGCGUUAUUUAUGUGUAACGAUGCUAAUCAUUAAGAGCGUCAUUGGGCGGGCCUAAUUUAUUUGCCGCUUUUUGGUGUAUGUUGUUGAAAGGAAAAUAUUUCAGUAUGAUAUUUUCAGCGUGUAUUUUGGAUUUUAUGGAGUUUUUGAUAAAAUAGCAGAUAAAGAGCACGAUUAGUUGGGUUAAAGAGACUAAUUUGUAAUCCGUAUUCACACGUUUUCCAUGUUAAUGUUGUGAUUCAAUCAAUAAAAAACAUGUAACACAUGCUAUUUUACCGACUAAA
This is a messenger RNA of Amaranthus tricolor (Joseph's coat), 1721 nucleotides long. RefSeq names its product dihydroorotase, mitochondrial-like. The transcript is spliced from 8 exons. Lineage: Eukaryota; Viridiplantae; Streptophyta; Magnoliopsida; Caryophyllales; Amaranthaceae. Gene Ontology annotation, molecular function: dihydroorotase activity. Gene Ontology annotation, cellular component: cytoplasm; chloroplast. Gene Ontology annotation, biological process: pyrimidine nucleotide biosynthetic process; 'de novo' pyrimidine nucleobase biosynthetic process. The coding region runs from base 348 to 1385 and encodes 345 amino acids. The record is from RefSeq and is a predicted model, not a curated record.